AUGGUUGGUGCGCGUGUCAUGCUGAACGCAGGUGGCGAAACGUGGGGGAGGGGCGAAGAGGAUCCGUGGAUCCCAAGGUCCCAAGGCGGAGAUGAACCCACUGAACCACUCACCAACGCUCAAGCACUUGUCGACUUUCUUCAACCCGCUGGCGCAAAGUAUGCCUAUCUCUCAGAGGCUACGGGGAGGCCCAUCCCUCUGGGCGCACCUUUUCCAACGCCAAUAUUCUUCCGCAAGAGUUUACGAUCGCUGCUAUCGCCUCACGACAACAAGCUCCUGUAUCUGCUACCUGACAGCAGCAACCACAAAUGCCAGACACCAUGCUUCCAAGAUAGCUCAUUGCUGCCUCCAGAUAUGUCCUCUGACAAUUACUACCAGAACGCCGUGAGGAAAAGGCCGUUCGAUGGCCAAUAUACAGCCACCUCCGUUAUCGUCACCCUGUCCAUCGCAUUGGCCUUCUACAACUCCCUAGAAAUGGUGCUUCUGAUUUUGACCACCUUUAAGAGAAAGACAGGCCUAUAUUUCUGGAGCUUGAGCAUCUGCAACUAUGGCGUCGUGUCGUACACGCUGGGGAUGACGUUGAGUUACUUUAACAUCUGCGACUUUUGGCUGAGUGGGCUUCUGCUCGACUCGGGAUGGCUGUGCAUGAUUACCUGCCAAUCUCUUGUCCUGUACUCGCGGUUGGGAUUGAUCCUCGAUAAUGUCAACAUUCUGAGGGCAGUGAAGUGGAUGAUUAUUGUCACCAGUGUGUUCAUCGGAGGCCCUACGGUGAUUCUGGACUGGGGCCACGCAUAUUCACCCAAUCCAAAGUUUGCCCAAGCGUACUUUUACGUGGAGCAUAUUCAGAUGACAAUCAUCACGCUCCAGGAGCUGAUCAUUUCCGGGCUCUACGUGUGGAAGACGAUGGUUUUGCUCAGAGUCAUUUCCAAGGAAAACACUCGGAGUAUGAUUUGGCAGCUCUUGACCAUCAAUGUUAUGAUUAUCUGCAUGGACACGGCGCUGGUCAUGCUACAAUACAAGCGUCUCCAGCUCUACCAAGAAAGCAUCAAAGGCUUCGUCUACAGUGUCAAGUUGAAACUCGAGUUGAAUAUCCUCUCCAAGCUGGUGGACCUGGUGCAGCGAGAUUCCAUGGACAGAUCGAUGAAUCUGGAAAUCAUUGACGCAAGCUCCCUCGCAGGACAGACGCAAGCAGCGGUGCGACGGGAGUCGUGGAUACCAGACCAUCUCGGCUCAUGGGCGUCAACCACGGACAAAGGAGUCGAGAAGCACAUGGAGGAGGUCUACAACAGUAAGGCGGCAGACACAUUUCCGGGCUCAAGACCAUCGGAUGAGGUCGAUGGCAUCACGCGGGUUUUUUCACAGAACUCUAGAUAUAGUGCGAGGACAGCGCGCCGAGAGUCUGACAUUUUGUAUGCAGAGGUCCUUCGCUCUAUGAAGUAG
Fonsecaea monophora is the source of this 1440-nucleotide messenger RNA. RefSeq lists its product as hypothetical. NCBI's taxonomy places the organism in Eukaryota, Fungi, Ascomycota, Eurotiomycetes, Chaetothyriales, Herpotrichiellaceae. The transcript has 3 exons. The record is from RefSeq and is a predicted model, not a curated record. Bases 1 to 1440 code for a protein of 479 amino acids.